Molecule: messenger RNA, 1160 nt
Organism: Mollisia scopiformis
Lineage: Eukaryota; Fungi; Ascomycota; Leotiomycetes; Helotiales; Mollisiaceae
Product: electron transfer flavo protein, alpha subunit
Exons: 2
Coding region: 47-1093 (348 amino acids)
Cellular component (GO): mitochondrion
Molecular function (GO): flavin adenine dinucleotide binding; electron transfer activity
Source: RefSeq, a predicted model, not a curated record
AGAAUGACUUCGGCUCCUUUCUAUUCCUACAUCAAUUGUCCAAAAGAUGAUUCCAAGAUCGACUGUAUCAGUCCUGCGCCAGGCACGGACGCAAUUGAGACCUAGAGGUCCAACUCCUGUCGCAUCUCUUUCUGCCCUUGCUCGAUUACUUUCUUCACUGGCUGUUUUGGAGCAGAGGGAUGGCAAGCUCAAUCAUGGAUCACUCGGAGCAGUCACGGCAGCACAAAAGCUGGGAGGUUCAGUCACUGGAUUUGUGGCAGGGGCAAAUAUCAAAGCAGUAGCAGAGGAGGCAGCCAAAGUAUCUGGGAUUGAGACGAUUAUUGCAGUAGACAAUGCUGCUUAUGACAAGGGCUUGCCAGAAAACUUUGCACCUUUAUUAGUGGAGAAUAUCAAGAAGGGAGGGUUUACACAUGUGAUUGCCGGACAUACAGCAUUUGGAAAGAGUCUCAUGCCCCGUGUGGCGGCACUUCUCGACGUUCAACAAAUCUCCGACAUUACUGCAAUCGAAAGCGAAAACACAUUCGUUCGUCCCAUUUAUGCUGGAAAUGCUAUUGCUACAGUCGAAUCAUCCGACGAGAUUAAGAUUAUCACAAUUAGAGGAACAGCUUUUGCGGCAGCUGAGGCGGAAGGAGGUUCUGCUUCGGUAGAAGAUGGUGUAGACCCUAAAGCAGAGACUACUACCGUGUGGGUUGGAGAAGAUCUCGCAAAGUCAGACAGACCAGACCUCGCAACAGCAAGUAGAGUUGUUUCUGGAGGCCGAGGUCUGAAGUCAAAGGAGGAGUUCGACAGAAUCAUGCUACCAUUAGCCGAUGCACUAGGAGCAGCUGUAGGAGCUUCAAGAGCCGCCGUGGACAGUGGAUAUGCGGAUAACAGCCUACAAGUUGGUCAAACUGGAAAAGUUGUAGCACCACAAUUAUACCUUUGUGCUGGUAUCUCGGGAGCUAUCCAACAUCUGGCAGGAAUGAAGGAUAGCAAGGUCAUUGCAGCAAUCAACAAGGAUGCUGAUGCACCAAUAUUCCAGGUUGCGGAUGUUGGACUGGUUGGAGAUUUGUUUGAUAAAGUACCAGAGCUUACUGAAAAGCUCAAGCAGUAAUGUACAGUAUGAUAACAUGGAUCACCCUGUGCUUAGUCGAGGACAGCAAGCAUGUCUUCCACUUUGG